Messenger RNA from Zychaea mexicana, 573 nucleotides. RefSeq lists its product as uncharacterized. The coding region runs from base 1 to 453 and encodes 150 amino acids. The transcript is spliced from 6 exons. NCBI's taxonomy places the organism in Eukaryota, Fungi, Mucoromycota, Mucoromycetes, Mucorales, Lichtheimiaceae. The record is from RefSeq and is a predicted model, not a curated record. Gene Ontology annotation, molecular function: protein binding.
AUGAAACUUUUUAAAAAAGGCGUCGAAUAUCGCGAAACAGGCAAUGAAGCCUUCAAAAAGGGCGAUUAUCCCGCAGCAUUAUCAGAUUACUAUCACGCACUUCUGCAUUUGCGAACUGUCGGUGGUCUUCAGCCUGCAAACGAUUUGAAAGAGAGACCGAACGAGCAACUCGUCAAAAUUUACAACAACCAGUGUGCUGUUUUGGCAAAGCAGGAGAAAUGGCCGCGCGUUUUGGAUACAGCCACCAAGGCACGCGAAAUCGAUGCUGAAAACUUUAAAGUGGUCAAUGCAGCAGCCAUGACAAAGACCCAAGUGCCACGAAAAUGUACGACACAACCUGAACUUGGAUCGAUGCUAGAUCGUCUGUUCCAAGGUAGAAUUAGAGGGUGCGAAUACUUUGGUUGGCAGGUCCAACAGCGUCAUAAAGCCUUCACACCAUUUACAUAUAUAUGAGCAUGGGUGUCUCUCUGUGUUGUGCGAACUGUCUAACUAGAGUGUUGCUUCUCCACGACGAGUGUAUAAUCAUGUGGGGGUUGUUGUGUGGAGAAGUAAAUUGAAUUGAAUUUACCUAUU